CAUCAGAGCGCAAUCUACCGCAAAUAUUUCAGAGACCGGCCCUCCAUCACCGCAAUCGGAGCCUACGAUAUCAUUCUCCAUGGAAACAAGAAUAACGUUCUGUUCCGCUGUGAUAACCCUGACGGAAACUGUGCUCUUGAAGGGUGGGGUUGGCCACGGGCGCGGGGGAAAUGCGUCCGAUGAAACUGUCAUCUGUGAACUCAGCUACCAAACUCGUCGAUCGCUAAGCACGAUGUGUGCACUUACUUGGCUAUACGGUGUCCGAAUUCGAGACGUCCACCUUCUGGGCCGGUGAUCUGCUCCACCGUCUGUAUCAUAUAUGCCUGCCAUGGGGCAGGGAUUCGUGGAACAUUUCGCGGACGGGUACGAGGCAGUCCUGGAGCUUGCUGGGAGUAACAAAUCGGGUUUCAACGAGAGACUCGGAGAACGCUCCAGGAUUUUGCUCUGGAGAGUUACGCGUACGAUGUGGCUGUUCCUGGGGUUGGGUGUGUGGGUGAUGACCACCACCACCAGCCUUUGGAGCAGGAGUCUGGUGAAGCCCAUAGCCAUGGCCAUGACCAUGACGAUGAGAACGACGAGGAAGACGAUCUACCCCAGGCAAGUCAAUUCUUUUCUGUAUUGUACUGUUGGCCAGGCCUUACUGACCACGGUUAGAACUGCCAUACGGCAUGAUGGAGGCGAGAUUCAUUGCACUUAAUCAGGAGAACAGGUUCGAUUUCAGUGGAUUGUCCGUACAUCUGCCUCGGGACUAUAAUCGGAGCUUGGAGACAAC
Aspergillus ochraceoroseus IBT 24754 is the source of this 772-nucleotide messenger RNA. RefSeq lists its product as uncharacterized. NCBI's taxonomy places the organism in Eukaryota, Fungi, Ascomycota, Eurotiomycetes, Eurotiales, Aspergillaceae. The record is from RefSeq and is a predicted model, not a curated record. The transcript has 2 exons. The coding region runs from base 320 to 697 and encodes 125 amino acids.